AUGGAGGAGCGGGUUAAUGCAAACAAGAAGUUGCGGUGCGAAAUUGAGGAUCUGAAGUUGCAGGUGCAGAAGGCGAAAAAAAAGCUGGCAACUAUGAAAUUACCUGAGAGGGAUUCAGAUAAUUCUAUUCGCCAAGGAAUGCUGUAUCAAAUUCUAUAUGGAUGGUUAGGGGGUACUGUCGAAUCAAAGACAAUGAAGUUCGAUCACACAAAUAAUCAUCACAUCCGCAUACUUAUAUACUACGUUAAUAAUUAUAGACGAAGAAUAUGGGCUAGUUCAUCUGAGGUGGACUCAUUGAAGAGUAUGAUAUGA
Acaulospora colombiana is the source of this 312-nucleotide messenger RNA. NCBI's taxonomy places the organism in Eukaryota, Fungi, Glomeromycota, Glomeromycetes, Diversisporales, Acaulosporaceae. The record is from the annotation of a GenBank genome assembly.